CAAGUCUCAUGACGCGACGGAGGCUGUCACUGAGCGACAGGUUGACACUGACAGGAAACAAUCCUCCACUGGGACUUACCGAUGUCUUGUCUGAUGGUCCGCUGUCAGGGAAGAUUCAAGAGGAAAGAUGGCCAGCUCCAGAAGACGAUCCCAGGAUGAGGUGACAGAAGCAGAGAGGAAGAAACGAAAAGUAAGGCAGCCACAGGGAGGUCAUUAUGGUCUGUACAACCAGGGCGCCACAUGCUACCUCAACAGUGUCCUGCAAGUUCUCUUCAUGACACCAGAGAUCCAUGACAGGUUAAAUCCAAAAUCACAGGUCACAGUUGAAGAGCUGAGAAACCUCUUUAAAAGACUGAAAGAAACUACAUCUGGAACAGAAAAUAUCACAAAGAGUUUGAAGAUUAAAAACGUUUGUCAGCAACGUGAUGCAGCUGAAUGCCUGGAGAUGAUUUUACAGAAAGUCAGCCCACAGGCCUCUGAGGUUUUCAAAGGACAGCUGAGAUACACAACAAAAUGUACUGAAGGCCACAGCAUCAUUGAAGAGACUAAUCCAUUCUGGACUCUUCCUCUGUCACUAAAAGAUACCCAUGAUGAUACAACCUACAGUGUGGGAGAAGGCUUUGAAAGAAUUUUCCAGCAGAAAUCAUUCAGUGGAGACAACAUGGUGUACUGCAACGAAUGUGAAAAGAAAACAGAGGCGACCACUGGAUGUGAGAUGGUGACAUAUCCUCAGAUUCUGACUCUGCUCCUCAAGAGAUUUGACUUUGACUACAGCACCAUGUCAGAUGUCAAAUCCAACUGCCGUGUGGACGUGCCACGAACGUUACAGAGAAAGGACAAGGAGUACAAACUGUAUGGGAUGGUGAAUCACAUAGGCAGUCUGAGAGGAGGACAUUACACAGCCACCAUCCUGUGCAGUGAGGACAAAACCUGGUAUGAGUUUAAUGACGAUCAUGUCAGUCAGGUUAAACAACAGCCAUUUGCAGAAACCUCAACUUACAACUCCAUGACUGCAUAUCUGCUCAUGUACAGAGCCACAGAGUGUCAGAGCCCCAGUGAGACCAAAUCAGAAGAUCUGACAGACGAGGUGAAAGAACAACAGGGUGAAGAUACCCUGAAAGAACAACAGGGUGAAGAUACCCUGAAAGAACAACAGGGUGAAGAUACCCUGAAAGAACAACAGGGUGAAGAUACCCUGAAAGAACAACAGGGUGAUGAUACUCUGAAAGAACAACAAGGUGGAGAUACCCUGAAAGAACGACAGGGUGAAGAUACCCUGAAAGAACAACAGGGUGAAGAUACUAAAGAACAACAGGGUGAAGAUACUCUGAAAGAACAACAGGGUGGAGAUACCCUGAAAGAACAACAGGGUGAAGAUACCCUGAAAGAACAACAGGGUGAAGAUACUCUGGAAGAACAACAGGGUGAAGAUACUCUGAAAGAACAGCAGGGUGAAGAUACCCUGAAAGAACAACAGGGUGAAGAUACUCUGAAAGAACAACAGGGUGAAGAUACUCUGAAAGAACAGACAGAAGACCAAGUGGAAGACACAAUAAAAGACGAGGGCGAACAGAUGCAACAUAGUGAAGAGGAUGCUGCACCUGCUGCACCAAAGAGGGGACCACUGGAAAUGUUAGCUGCUUGGUUUGGCAACCUUCAGAAGUCCAGUGGGACAGAUGAUGCAGCCGAACAGGAUAAAACAGAUGCUGCACCUGCUGCACCAAAGAGGGGACCACUGGAAAUGUUAGCUGCUUGGUUUGGCAACCUUCAGAAGUCCAGUGGGACAGAUGAUGCAGCCGAACAGGAUAAAACAGCCACAGAGCGUCAGAAGCCUGACGAGACCAACUCAGGAGAUCUGACAGGCGAAGUGGAAGAAGAUGUGAUGAUUACAUCACAUAUGAUUACAUAUGUGUAGAAGAAUUGAAGAGAGACCAGGUGGACCAUUAAAGAAAAGUGAGAAUUCUCUUGAGCUGUCCACAGAGCAUCCAGGAUCCAAUGCACGUCCAUCAUAUGUUUUAUUUUGCUUGUUUUUUUCCGUCUUUUUAUGUUAUUGAUGCUUCUUUAUGUAACUCAACUUUAUUAUUCUACAGUUAUGAUUCAACCUUACGUCUUAAUUAUUGUUUUUCAUUUACUAAAUCAGAUGAAAAUGAUGCAAUUGGCCAUCAUGUCACAAAAUAGAAAUACUUGUAUUACAGUAUUACAUUUAAAAUAAACUGCAGUAUAUUGGUAAAUUACGACGGGGUA
Messenger RNA from Epinephelus moara (kelp grouper), 2244 nucleotides. Its product is annotated as ubiquitin carboxyl-terminal hydrolase 47-like. Gene Ontology annotation, biological process: protein deubiquitination. The record is from RefSeq and is a predicted model, not a curated record. The transcript has 19 exons. Gene Ontology annotation, cellular component: nucleus; cytosol. Lineage: Eukaryota; Metazoa; Chordata; Actinopteri; Perciformes; Serranidae. Bases 128 to 1915 code for a protein of 595 amino acids. Gene Ontology annotation, molecular function: cysteine-type endopeptidase activity; cysteine-type deubiquitinase activity.